GAGCCGGGCGGGCGGGAAAGCGCCAGGUCCGCGGCUGUCCCGCCCCGCGCUGCUCCCCCAGCCGUGCCCCCCUCCCGCAACGUUUUUCAGCCGGCUGCCGCGCAGGCUCAGGCCGAGCCUCGCCCCUGCCUGCCUGGCGUCCUCCGCAGCUCGGCGGGGGCGGCACAGCAUGGCUCUACGGCUGCUGCUGGGCCGAGCGACGAGCUUUGGUUGGAAUUGCUUUGCUGCUGUAGCAAGGGGCUGCACAGUGUCCCAGCACCUGCCACUGGCUGCUGGGAGUAGACCACCCCAUCCAGAUGCUGCUGAGAGGAAGUUGAAACCCACUCCUGGGGGGAAAAUGUGUUUGUUAGAACAUGCCAGCAUACUGAUUAUCUUGACUGCUUCAAGUGGUUUAUAACCUUAUCAAGUUUGAGAGCCAAGAUAUACACUAGAAUACUGUUUCUUUCGGUAUCUGCUUCUAAGGUCUAAAAUUAAGAAAGUGCACUGACGUCUUAGGACUUUCUGCAUAUUGAAUAUUAAAUCUUUUUGUGCUCCUGCCCAGAAUGAAUGCUUCAUUCUCUAGGCCAGCUCCGCUGUGCAGCUCCUUGAGGAGAACUAGUUCUAAUGUGGAAGGAAAGUCUGAACCUAUACAGAAAUCCCCUAAAAAAUCAAAAUUACCAGUAGGUCGUCUUGAUGAACCAGAGGAGUCCAAUAGAGAGAGGGAACCACUGGAAAAAUUUCCAGAUGACAUCAAUCCUACUACAAAGGAAAAGGGUGGACCCAAAGGCCCUGAACCUACUCGUUAUGGAGACUGGGAGAGAAAAGGACGUUGUAUAGAUUUUUAAUGCAGAAAUGUAUCUAUAUUGCUAAUAGUAUGUUUGAUACUUGUUUAAAGAAUUUACUGUAGAUAGAGAAAUUUCGCCGAAUUGUUCCUUUUAAUUCUUAAAUGGAGCUGCUUUUUCCAACAUGUUUUUGAGGAAUAUCCUGAGGGAUGUUUUCUGCAAAUAAACAUUGUUAGUCAAUAUUAA
This is a messenger RNA of Caretta caretta (loggerhead turtle), 1007 nucleotides long. RefSeq names its product succinate dehydrogenase complex assembly factor 4 (gene SDHAF4). Gene Ontology annotation, biological process: mitochondrial respiratory chain complex II assembly. Gene Ontology annotation, cellular component: mitochondrion. NCBI's taxonomy places the organism in Eukaryota, Metazoa, Chordata, Testudines, Cheloniidae. The record is from RefSeq and is a predicted model, not a curated record.